AUGUUUGAAGCCACGGGUCUCCCCUCAGGUUCAUUCUCCUCUUCUUCAUCUGGUCUGAGCAACGGACCAUCUUCCCCCUCCACAUCACCACGUCCAACUAGUCUCAAUAAUCGUCAGAUUGAACCUCCAGGCCGAUCAGCUCAGCUGAUCCCUACACCCUGGCAACUUUUUUUGCAUCACUUGCUUCCUGCCCCGCUCGCAGGACUACUGCACGGCUCAGACAGAAGCGAUUUGAAGGCCGAUGCUCAGGGUGACCAUUCCGUUAGAGUGAGUGUUGGUAAACGUGGAGCUAGUCAAACGUCCUCCACUUCUUCGUCUGCCGCUGCAACCACUUUCUCCUCCUUGGAGCGUGCUGCCAUGGCAGCUGCGCCCAACCCAGCUCAAGGGCUGGGAUUGACGCCACAUAUCGUGCAACGAGCCUACAUAUUAGGCACUCCGGCUAGACCAGGAGGAUCAGCUGUUUCCAUUACAGAACGGGGGAUCACGGCUAAAUCAAUUUUAUUUGCCUUGGAAAAUGGAGGCAUUAUUGAAUUGCCCAAGACUAUUUUGGAUCCUCGUCGCUCGCUCGAAAUGACUCAGGAACUACAAGAAGAGGGUCUUGAACCUUAUAUGCCUGAAUUGCCCUUAAGCACCUAUGCCAUCAUCACUUACAACCAGAGUGUACAGGCCAUCCGCAGGAUUCACACAGCCCCCUCGGGCCUCGAAUCCACCAGCCUACUUUUUGCCUAUGAUUUGUUCUUCACACGAAUUGCUCCAUCGAAAACCUACGAUCUGCUCAAGGACGAUUUCGACCACACUUUUAUAUUAACCGUCACCCUUGGAAUGAUAGUU
Protopolystoma xenopodis is the source of this 831-nucleotide messenger RNA. NCBI's taxonomy places the organism in Eukaryota, Metazoa, Platyhelminthes, Monogenea, Polystomatidea, Polystomatidae. The record is from the annotation of a GenBank genome assembly.